Dissoconium aciculare CBS 342.82 is the source of this 543-nucleotide messenger RNA. RefSeq names its product cyclin-domain-containing protein. Gene Ontology annotation, cellular component: nucleus; cyclin-dependent protein kinase holoenzyme complex. The annotation marks the transcript as partial. Gene Ontology annotation, biological process: regulation of cyclin-dependent protein serine/threonine kinase activity. Lineage: Eukaryota; Fungi; Ascomycota; Dothideomycetes; Mycosphaerellales; Dissoconiaceae. Gene Ontology annotation, molecular function: protein kinase binding; cyclin-dependent protein serine/threonine kinase regulator activity. The record is from RefSeq and is a predicted model, not a curated record. The transcript has a single exon.
AAACGAUCACGGCCGUCUCCCGGCACGCUCAAGAUCAUGCCACGAAAAUAUGAGACGUGUAAUCCAAAGGACCUGGGCGCACUCGUAGCUAAUAUGCUCAUGGAGCUCAUUCGAAUCAACGAUCAAAUCCCUCUACGCGACGGCCGACUCACUCGAUUCCAUUCACGCGCCCCGCCCGGCAUAUCAGUCGCAGAUUAUUUACAGCGCCUCAUCCAACAUGCUACACUGUCGCCUCCGAUCUUGUUGAGCAUGGUUUUCUACAUUGAUCGACUGUGCUCCGACUAUCCGAACUUCACUAUCAACAGUCUAACGGUCCAUCGUUUCUUGAUCACAGCGGGAACAGUAGCGGCCAAAGGAUUGAGUGACAGUUUCUGGACCAACCCCACGUACGCUAGAAUCGGCGGUAUCCCGGUCUCCGAGCUGGCUACGCUCGAGCUGGAGUUCUUGGAGCGUGUUUCGUGGCGAAUCGUCCCCCGCCCGGAAAUGUUGGUCGAUUAUUACUGCAGUCUGGUUGACCGGACCGAGGGCUAUAUACUGGAGGAG